AUGAAGAUCAUUUUGGUGCUCAGCUUUUGUUUCUUUUCAACAGCACUCGCUCAACAAUAUGAUGAUAAUUUUGCGCGCAAUGUGAUGUGGCCAUUAGCUGCUGGGGCCUACAUUGAUAAUCAACAAGAGUGCAUCACAAGUGCCACUGGUGAUGGAAAAUUGAAAAGAAAGAUCGACUACGAUUGUGACAUAUUGGAUGAGAAAUGUUCGGCUUACACCGCCUCAUCCGAUUCGAAAAAGGCCAUUAUAGUGGCAUGGAGAGGCUCGCAGAUCAAUGCCGAGGUUCCAAUGGAAGUUCUUGACAUUCUCUUUGGAAAACAGCGUGUGUUCCCAGGUGGUGCCAAAGUGGCCGAUUUCUUCUAUGAUGCCUUCUUGAAUUUGUGGAACAGUGGGAUUAAGGACGAUUUCUUGACGCUCAGACAACAAUAUCCUGAUUAUGAGAUUUGGAUAACUGGACAUUCUCUUGGCGCUGCAAUGGCUGGUCUCUGUGCCGGAUAUUUGGCCGAGCUGGGAUUGGUGCCGGUGAAUCAGAUGAAACUGAUGACUUUUGGCGAGCCGAGAACCGGAGACAAAGCCUAUGCUGCUCUCAUUGAUUCGCUUCCCUAUUCCUAUCGAAUUGUCCACAAUCAUGAUCCCGUUCCUCACGUCCCACUCAACAUCGAGAACUACGAGCAUCAUCGAACUGAGAUUUACUAUUCAAACACGAUGGCCAAUGGAAAACCAUUCACGGUUUGUGUUGGAGACGAGAGCCACAAAUGUUCCGAAGGAGUUCCCAUUCUUCUCACAAAUGUCCUGGAUCAUCUCGAUUAUUAUGGUGAAGACGUUGUGGGAUACUUUGAGAGGGGAUGUGUCUACAAAAAG
Molecule: messenger RNA, 861 nt
Organism: Mesorhabditis belari
Lineage: Eukaryota; Metazoa; Nematoda; Chromadorea; Rhabditida; Rhabditidae
Source: the annotation of a GenBank genome assembly